UCCAUGCGAAAGUGUCCACAUCGCUCUGGAUUCGUGCUGCAUCGAGGCGCGUGGGAGGAGAUUCUAGUGCGGGCGCAACGGGCUCUUCGCGGCGAUGGCAGCAAGAGAUCGAUCUUGCUAGCGGCAUUGAAGGCGUGCGGCAAUGCGCGGGAGCUCGAGACGGGUACGCUGAUCCAUGGCGAGAUCGAGCCGGAGCGGGGGCUGGAUUUGUGUGUGGCAAACACACUGAUCAGCAUGUACGCGAAAUGCGGGAGGAUGGGCGACGCUCGCAGGAUUUUCGAGGGGAUUCCAGCGCCAGACGUGAUCUCGUGGAACGUUUUGGCGCUCGGGUGUGCCGAGAACGACGAAGAAGAACUGGCUCUGGAAUUGCUGGAGAGAAUGAAGGAUUGCGGGGGCGAUGCCCGUCCAAAUGCAAGAACUUUUCUCGCGGCGGUGAAGGCUUGUAGCUCUCUGGCAGGGAAGGAACAGGGAACGCUAGUGAAUGGAAAGCUGGUGAAAGUCCGGGCAUUAGAGAAGGGAAGUAGAGUCCAUUCUGGAGCAGUGAUGGACGCGUUUGUGGCCAACUCUCUCGUGGACAUGUACGCAAAGUGUGGAAGCAUGGAGAAUUCCCGACAGGUCUUUGACGGGAUGCCGGCUCACAGUGUGGUUUCGUGGACUUCUGUGAUGCUGGGCUAUGCCGAGAACGGCCAGGGGGAGUCGGCUCUAGAACUCUUCCAACGUAUCGUCGAGUUGGACGACGACUUCUCCAGCGCAGAUGCCUCGAUCUUUGUCGCUGCGUUGAAGGCAUGCACGAGCUUGGCAGCGAAAGAGAGUGCGAGGCAAAUCGAUGGGAUCCUCGUCAAGACGUCCGCUCUGGAGAGAGGCAUCUUUGUUCACGCCAGAGCGUCCAAGAGCGGCUGGGACCGUGAUAUUUGCGUUGCCAGCACCCUGGUAAACAUGUAUGCCAAGUGUGGGAGUAUGGACAACGCUUGCAUGGUUUUCAACAGCAUGCCUCGCCACGACACUGUCUCGUGGACUGCAAUGAUGAUCGGCUAUGGCGAGCACGGAGAUGGCGAGCUCGUCCUCAAGCUCUUCGAGCAGAUGCAGGCUCAAGGUUGUGUUCCGGAUUCCUUUGCUUUUGUUGCUGCUCUAAACGGGUGUAUAUGUUUGGCAGAGAAAGAAGCCGGCACGCUGAUCGACGGAAAGGUUGUCAAAGUCCAAUCUGUGGAGAAAGGCAUGGCUAUGCACCAUCAAGCUAAAAGACAUGCUUGCGACUCAAACAGCUUUGUCUCCAACAGCAUGAUAAAUAUGUACGUCAAGUGUGGGAGCAUGCUGGAUGCCAGGAUAGUCUUCGACAGGAUGCUACAGCCUACUGUCGUGUCGUGGAACGCCUUAAUGGCAGGGUACGUGGAAAGCGGGGAUCUGACACUGGUCCUCGAGCUUUUUACAGGUAUGCAACUCAAAGGUUUCUUACCGGAUGCUCUAACUUAUGUUUACGUGUUGAAGGCCUGCAUUGGAUUGGCAGAAGGUGAGAGAAGCCUGCAACUGGAUGGGAGGAGGAUAAAAGUUGAGUCUUUGGAAAAAAGCAUGGCUUUACACUCUCGAGCUGCCGCCAGCGGUUUGGAUACGGACAUGUUUGUGGCUGGGUCCUUGAUCGACCUUUACACAAGCUGUGGGAGCAUGGCCGACGCUCGCCGCGUUUUCGACAGGUUACCUCUGCAUGACGUUGUCUCUUGGACCGCUCUGAUUUCUGGUUAUGCAGAAACUGGAGAAGGAGAUGUGGCUCUGGAGUUGUUCCGAUAUAUGCGAGACGCCGGAUGCUCUCCAGAUGCUCAGACCUUUGUUGCCGCACUCCAGACCUGUGGCAGCUCCGUGGCCUUGGCAUCUGUGAAAGCCAUUCAUGCGGACAAGCUCAAAGGCGGUCUAGAGGACGACGAGUUUUUGGAGACAUCACUGGUGGAUGCGUACGGGAAAUGUGGACGAGCGGUCGAGGCACAGCAGCUGUUUGAUGCGCUUCCCCGACUGGAUCCACCGACCUGGACAAGUCUCAUAGCAGGCUACAGCCGCCAGGGAGACAGCAAGAGAGUGAUCGAGUUCUUCCACGCGAUGCAGCGGGAAGGCUUUCAAGCGGACGAGAUUACGUUCGUGUGUCUCCUCAGCGCGUGCAGCCAUGCCGGUUUCGUGGAGAAGGGGAAGAAGUACUUUGAGCUCAUGCUCCCGAGGUACCGGGUGAGAGCCACUCUGGAACACUACGUGUGCAUGAUCGACAUCUAUGGCCGUGCAAACGAGCUGGAGGCCGCGCUAGAGAUGCUCCGCAACAUGCCGUUCGAAGCCAAUGCCGUUGCUUGGAGGACUCUGCUGGCCGCGUGUGCCAAAUGGAACAACGUGGUGGUGGCGAAAGUGGCCUUCGAUGCUCUAGUGGAGCUGGACCAGGCAAGCGCUGCGGCUUACUCCUUGAUGGGAAACAUCUACGGAAGCACAGGCAUCAAAACCACGUCGACAAACUGGCUUUCACACAAGAGACAACGCUAAGAAAGAGCAUACUGAGAACUCACUGCUCUUCCUUUCAGCUAAG
Selaginella moellendorffii is the source of this 2554-nucleotide messenger RNA. Its product is annotated as pentatricopeptide repeat-containing protein At2g13600-like. The transcript is spliced from 2 exons. The coding region runs from base 4 to 2511 and encodes 835 amino acids. Gene Ontology annotation, molecular function: protein binding; RNA binding. The record is from RefSeq and is a predicted model, not a curated record. NCBI's taxonomy places the organism in Eukaryota, Viridiplantae, Streptophyta, Lycopodiopsida, Selaginellales, Selaginellaceae. Gene Ontology annotation, biological process: RNA modification.